Stomoxys calcitrans (stable fly) is the source of this 561-nucleotide messenger RNA. RefSeq lists its product as uncharacterized. Bases 1 to 561 code for a protein of 186 amino acids. NCBI's taxonomy places the organism in Eukaryota, Metazoa, Arthropoda, Insecta, Diptera, Muscidae. The record is from RefSeq and is a predicted model, not a curated record. The transcript has a single exon.
AUGUCUUUGGCACAUACGCCACCACCUGCUCAGAACAGACCACGGUCUGAAAACCAGACACAGGAUUCGAACUUAGACCAAUCUUUGCCAUUGGGACAAGAUGAAGCUUCUGGUUUUACUGCCUCUUUAUUUGCGGGCCAAGAAAAUCAAUCUGUUAGUUCAGUUUGCCCCCUUUGUGGCGAAAUUAUGAAUGAGAAGAUAGAAUGUCUUAUCUUAGUUCGUUGCCACCAUGCAUUUCAUAGAGCAUGUAUUGAAAAUUAUUUAUUGAAUCAGAGCGAGUGUCCGGUUUGUAGACAGUCAUGUGACCUGUCCGAUUUGCAAAAGAUAUCUUUACAUAAGAAAAGUGUCAAACCCCAGAGUAAGCCUCGUGGUGCAAUGGCGAAACAAUAUCACACGAGAAGCAUGAGCAGAAAUUUAGCUUUUGAGAAUUUAGAGCAAACACCUUUACUAGACUCAAGUCCAAAGGAAGCAACAGGACAUCCACCUACCACUCGCCCGAAUAAUCGUACAACUAGAGUCCUAGAAAAUUCUGCUUCAAAUACCACAACUAAUUUCCCGUAG